Rubroshorea leprosula is the source of this 1407-nucleotide messenger RNA. NCBI's taxonomy places the organism in Eukaryota, Viridiplantae, Streptophyta, Magnoliopsida, Malvales, Dipterocarpaceae. The record is from the annotation of a GenBank genome assembly.
ACUCUCAAAAUCUUUGUAGUUAAUUUCCAGCAAAUUUCUCCACCCUUGCGGUUUCAGUUUUGAGCAUUGACAAGGAAAAGUGUCCCAAAGAUACUAUAAUGGAAGGACUUAGGAUGCUUAGGGAAGCCUUCCCUCCCUCGCUUGGGCAACUAUACAUCAGCGGGUGUCUGCAUCUAAGACGACAGCGCUUUGAGGAGAAAGGAGACUACUGGACUCUCACAUGGAGCAUCCCAAACGUUUGGAUAUAUGAGGAUGUGGAUGAGUAUGAUGAGUCAGAAAUGAAUGAUCCAACUGUGUACUGUGUUCCCUCUGUAUUCAUCCUAAGUCACAUCCAAGAUUGCAGCACAAACACCACUACAUUAUCUGCUGCUUUACCUAACAAUGGGCUGACUUGGAAAGUAGCUUCAAGAUUUAACAAGUUGAUGAAAAAUGGUGGUGUUCACAAAUCUAUCGUAGUUGCUGGCUUGCAGCUAUAAUCUUCUACCCUCCAAAGAAUGCCCUCUCUGACAUGGAUUUUCUUUGAGUUUCUCUAGUAACUUCCCUUGAUCAAUUCCCUAAAUCAAGGACAAUUCAAGGAUAUAUAUAAAGGUGGAUGGAGUAAAGCUUCGAGGCAGCAUUAUGCACAAAUCAUUUCGAGGAUUCUUGUGUUGUAUCUAUCCAUCCAUCUGGUGUUAAGAAAACUCUUCAUGAACGCAUACAUGAACUGCAUGGAGCUGGGACUUUGGAUGUAACAAGUCAGUGGAGCUUUGAAUAACAGCUUGUGGCUGGUUUUGAUCAACAUUGCAAAAACAGUGUAGAGACUGUGAGAGUGAGUUGCAACAGGAAGGUUAGUAGAGGAGUCAGGGUUCUACUCGAUGUCAACAGUGAUUUGGUCUCCAAUUCCUCUUGGUACACAAUCAGCACACUUUAUGAGAUUCCCAAUUUGAUUGGAGAUUUUGACUUCUAGCUUUAUUUUGGUGAUGAUUAAUACCUUAGUGAUCCAACAAUUUUAUUCUUAAUGACUUAUUUUUGUGUACAACCUCUAGUGUUUCCUAAAGUAGAGGAAACUUUGUAAUAAUGCUAUUUUUAAAGUGUGUGUUUUACUGGAUUAGAUUUCGUGAUUUUUUCCACUAAAAGAAUUAUCACAUUAAAAAAUCUAGUGUCUUAUUUUUGUGGAUACAGAAGAAUACCAGUUGAAUGUGUUAUAUACGCAAAUGGGUUUUUUGUUCCAUGAAUCCCCAAAAGCUGGAAAAGCUUGCUUUUAUCUUUGUUAUACCUUUUCAAAUUCAAGUUAUUAGUUGUGCUGGAUGGAUUCUUUGGUGGUAGAUCAUAAUUGAACUUGAGUAUACCCUUCAACCCAAACACGGCUUUAGGAUUUGAUUCAUAUACGUAUUUUUGAAUUCAACUGAGUAAAACAUAUGAUUCUUA